AGGAGGUCCAACAGACAAAAGUUCAUACUUAAAACAAAGACCACAGCAAUUGGGAGUUAAGUUGUUUUCAGCCAUUAAGGAAGGAGAACUUCUGUGUUACUACUUCAUCACCACGGCAUAGGUAUUUGAUUUUUCAUGUGGAAAAGAAACAGACACUCUGGGGCAUAAUCAGUUCCACUGACAACUCUGGAUAGUGGUGAGAAGAAGCAGCAGGAAGCCAACAUACCAACAUACCACCACUAAAUAGAUAACGCUUUAGGAGGAAACCUCCAAAAACGCACGCUCUUUCAAUUUCACAGAUGGAAAAGUGACCCUGUUUCCAGAGUCAAGUUGAGAGUUGAAGAGAAAAGGACACAAUUAAAAAAGGACUCUGUUGAAGCUUACGGGGUGAAUGUGUGUCGAGGACUGACUGGACAGAAGUGGUCUUGAGAAUAAGUGUGAAAAACAAUCUGGAGAACGAACAGCAAGAGGUGUACCGGGCCCCACAGCACAAUUUCACUACGAGUAUGACUGGUACUCUAGAGAAGGGGGCCCACCACCAGGCCUUGGACCUGUCCGAGGAACUGCCGCCGCAUCACCACCAUCAUCUUAACAACCACCACCAGCAUCACCACCAUUCCAACUCACUAGCCUCCACCACCGCUGUGGGUGUAGUUGUACCUCCUCCUUAUUCUGCAGCCGAGAGCGGUGGCAACGAAGCUCCUCUGGAGCUGCGGGGGUCCCUGGACUGCUGGGCCUGCUCCGUGCUGGUGACGGCUCAGAACCUGAUUAUUGCCACGAUCAAUGGCUGCCUCGCUGGACUGGUGUUCGGGACCAUCCUGACACCGGCCAUCGUCAUGGUCGUGUUUGGCUUUCUAUGCCACUCUACAGUCCGCCCUCACGGGACGACCCCCUACUGCUCAGACCUGCUGACUGACGGAGGCUGCGUGGCUCUGCUGGUUGUGGGCUUCCUCUUGGUCACCCCUCUGCUGGUCCUGGCGCUGGCCGCAUACUGCCGCCUAGCCCGACACCUCCAGCUGGGCCUGUGCUUCAUCCCGUACAGCCGGGCCGUGUACAAGAACCUGCCAGCCACCCAACACCGAGGCCUGGGCACUGGCUGCUGUGGCGGCCGAAAUGGAGCCGACGGUAGUGGAAAGGGAAAGGUCUGGGUGUGAGGUGAAGGUGGAAGGAAGGCACAGAGGGGGGACGGGGGGGAGGAAGACCAUUAGAUGAAGAAUAUGAAGGGAACUGAACAAGAGAACAGGGUGGGGGUUGUAUGGGAUGAUUAAAAAGGCAAUGGAUGUAAGGAACAGAAAAACAACCAGAGACGGAAGGAAGUUGUAAAUGGCAAUCACUGUAACAACCAGCUGAACACCCUGGAAGACAAGCUACAUCAUUACAAAUACUGACCAAUGGCUUACAUCCAAUGUGAAAAUGACAUGGUGUACUAAGGUAUUUGUGGGUAUAAUUUCUAAUAAAUACAAAAAAUAAAUAAUAAUUACUAAGGGUAUUUGUUGGUAUUAUUCCACUUGACACAUUGGCUGUUACUGGAAUCUUGUAACUUUCCAGUUACAACAUGGUGUCUUGAGCAGAAUAAAAACACAAUGCAUUCACUAGAGAAGAUACAUCUAUGUACUAAUAUAUAUACACACACAUACACACAUCAGGUCAAAUGUGUAAUUGUAGAAAUAUGUUGACAGCAUGAUACCAAGAUCCUGAAUUAUUCAAGACAAUAAAUUACAGAGGGAGUGACUACGUAAAUCAGCAAUGAAUUAAAACAAUCAAAGGAUCCUAACAAAGUCUGACUGCUGAGGUUAAACAAAGGAGCAAGUUGGAUAUACAUCUGCAAUGGCAUCUAAUCAGACCUGCAUUCAAACUUAAGUUUCCUGAAUGACUCACAGGAAACAGUUAACUGAAAAUAGAACACCUCACAAAGGCUAUAUUGAUACUAAACAUCAUUAUAUCUCAUCACACUUAUGUUCUUCUUAUGAAAGAAACAUUUGUUUUAUGUAGUUUUUUUAAGUUGUUGCAAAUUCUUGUGUUAUUUCCUUUUUAUAAAUAAAG
Molecule: messenger RNA, 2043 nt
Organism: Anoplopoma fimbria (sablefish)
Lineage: Eukaryota; Metazoa; Chordata; Actinopteri; Perciformes; Anoplopomatidae
Gene: tmem88b
Product: transmembrane protein 88 b
Exons: 3
Coding region: 507-1154 (215 amino acids)
Cellular component (GO): plasma membrane
Molecular function (GO): PDZ domain binding
Source: RefSeq, a predicted model, not a curated record